UUAUGAUUUCACUGUUACCAUCAAAUUCCCAUCUACCAUUGUCAGAAAGCUCCUAUUCAUCCACGAAAUUGGAUCCGUUUUGAUAUCUCAACCCGGACCCGAUUUCAUAUGCAACCGGCUCCAUCAAAAUUUGGUUCGCUGCUCGAAGAUUCACAGUCACUGUCAGAUAUAUAUUGAACCUGUCAAGAAACAAUACAAUAAGAUGGCUGCGUCGCUUCACCCAGAUAAGAAUAAAUGUGUUGGAGCUGAUGGGGCAUUUAGUCUUGUUUCUGAGUCAUGGGUCUCGCUUUCAGGAAGUUCUGUGACCGGUUCUUGUGAUCUCAAGAGAAAUGCAAGAUUGGGUGCUGCGAUUAGAAAACGUUCCAAUUUGUCAACCUCUGGUGGUAAUCGAGAUACAUUCUGGACAGUUUGCAACACUUGUAAGGUUCAGUAUGAGUAUCUGCGAAAGUAUGUAAAUAAAAAACUUUCUUGUAAGAAUUGCCGAGGCACUUUCACUGCUUUUGAAACAGGAGCAGGACCGCCAAAUGGUUCAUACCCGUAUAGUCCUUGGUCAUAUAUGCCUGGCAAAGGGCAUGGAAGCCAUUCAUUUGAUAGAGUUACAUAUGUUCCAACUAGUGGCGCCUACUUCUCUGGCAAACGGGUCACGGGAUACCAUUCAGGACAUGGAUAUGAGUAUGUUUCAAAUGUUCCAUAUCAGGGAAGCUCUUCUGGAUUUGUCAAUCAAAAUGGAUUAACUACCUUAAGUGCUAAUUCCGUUCAGCAGGCCAAUGGGAAUGUAAAGAUGGGAAGACCGAAAGUUAAAACAGGAGCUGGUAGGAAGCAUUACAGGACACAGAAUCCGGUAAAUACAAAUUCUGAUGUAUCACCCUCUUUUAAUGAACCACAGGAAGUUAAGCUUAGUAGACCUGAGAAGAAAAGGAAAGUUGUGGGAGCUAGUUGCAGAAAUGGCCAUGAAGAAAAGGCGUCAAAAUGUGCUUCAGGAUCAACAUUGGCUAAUGGAAAUGAAAGCACUGGACAUGGACAGAGGCUCUCCUGCAAAAGUGAAGUGCCAACCAAGCCGUAUUCCAUGGCACCAGCUUUUGAUGCAAGAAAAUUAUUGAUUGAGAAGGCCAGGACAGAAAUAAGAAAGAAACUGGAAGAGAUGAAGUUGGCAUCUAAAACUGUUGCUGCUGUUAAUGAGAGAGAAAAAUCACAAGCUGAAGCUGGUCAAGUCAAAAGCGGUUCACAUACAAACACAGUUCUGGAUGUUUCUGGUAAUCAUUUCGAGCAUGGGAAAAUUGGUCCAGUCUCAAUGACUGUCCCAGAUCCUGACUUUCAUGACUUUGACAAAGAUAGGUCAGAAGAAUGCUUCAGGCCUAAGCAAAUAUGGGCCUUGUAUGAUGAGGAAGAUGGCAUGCCUCGCUUGUAUUGUCUUAUCCGUGAGGUUAUCUCUUUCAAUCCAUUUAAAGUUCAUAUUAGUUACUUGGGUUCAAAAACAGAUAGUGAGUUUGGCUCAGUGAACUGGAUUGAUUCAGGUUUCACAAAAUCAUGUGGAAAUUUUAGGGCCCUGCACUCUGAUGUUGUUAAUCAAGUUAACAUUUUCUCUCAUGUUCUAAGCCGCACGAAGGUUGGUCGAGGUGGUUGUAUUCGCAUGUAUCCCAGCUGUGGAGAUAUUUGGGCUAUUUACAGAAAUUGGUCAACAGAAUGGAACAGAUCUACACCAGAUGAAGUGAGGCAUCAAUAUGACAUGGUGGAGGUGCUGGAUGAUUACUCUGAGGAGCUCGGUGUUUGUGUUAGUCCCCUUAUUAAGUUGGAUGGGUUCAAAACAGUAUAUAAGAGGAACACUGACAAAUGUGUGAUUCGAUGGAUCCCAAGAAGAGAAAUGUUGUGCUUUUCACACCAAGUACCUUCAUGGCUGCUGAAGGGGGAAGAGGCUUGCAAUUUGCCGGAAAGGUGUUGGGACCUUGAUCCUGCUGCAACUCCAGAUGAGCUCCUUCAAGCUGCUACUGAAGCAAACAUUUCAUAGACAUUGGUUGAAACAAUUAUUUGGAAACUUAUUAUCAUUCUUCUUCCAACAAUGUUUUAGAUUUAACUGCACACUAUGCACACAUAGCGGAGUCCAAUGAAUAUUAAUUACUGACUUUUUAAGAGAGUAAAAUUUUAUUUGGUAUCAUAGAAUUUAAGAUCUACUGAUUGCUUGUUCACCAAAGUCCUCUUGUAACCUUUGUAAGUGGUCAAGGCCAGAUUGACAUUGGAUCUACUGCUGUAACCAGAGUUCUGGCCAAAAUUUACAGGUAAAGAAUUAAAGUCAGAAAGCAAUUUAAAUUUCGAUAGACAACUUUUAAGGGAGAGAAUGGUGACUAGAACUAUCACCUUGUUUGUGGAAAAUUUAAUUAGUGUAUUGUUUCAAAUUUCAUACUACUUUACUGU
Messenger RNA from Lotus japonicus, 2409 nucleotides. RefSeq lists its product as uncharacterized. The coding region runs from base 203 to 2005 and encodes 600 amino acids. The transcript is spliced from 2 exons. Lineage: Eukaryota; Viridiplantae; Streptophyta; Magnoliopsida; Fabales; Fabaceae. The record is from RefSeq and is a predicted model, not a curated record.